UUCACCAUGAAGCUCUUGAUCCUUAUCACAGCCAUUGUGGCUAUAUCGGCUGCCCCUCAGGGCUACAAUUAUGACAGGCCUUCAGGUCCCGGCUUCCACCCUGGAAACUGUGGUCCUGGACAAGUACUGCACGUUGAUGGCAGGUGUGUUACUCCACAUGUGACCCGCCGUGUGUACGUGUUCGACGUACCUCCCCACCCGCCGAGCUACGGCCCCCCACCCCAUAUCCCUCCACCAUCCGUUGAGACAAACCUUCUGUUCAUCCGAACUCCUGAAGAAGGACAAGGCCCACAACCCAUCGUUGUGCCUCCACCACAGCAGAAACACGUCGUGUACGUUCUCAACAAGCAGUCCGAGCAAGGACCAGAAGUGAUCGAAGUCCCCUCACCACCAGCAACCAAUCCUGAAGUUUACUUCGUGAACUACGCUGACGGCGAGAACCCAGUUCUUCCCAGUGGCGUUGACCUUCACAGUGCCCUGGGUGCAGCUGCUCAAGGAGGCGGCCAAGUGAUUGGAGGCGCCGGUGGUGAUUUCGGACCUGGCGCUGGAGGUUUUGGAGCCGGCGCUGGAGGUUUCGGACCUGGCGCUGGAGGUUUCGGAGCCGGCGCUGGAGGUUUCGGACCUGGCGCUGGAGGUUUUGGAGCCGGCGCUGGAGGUUUAGGAGCUGGCGCUGGAGGUUUCGGAGCCGGCGCUGGAGGUUUCGGACCUGGCGCUGGAGGUUUUGGAGCCGGCGCUGGAGGUUUAGGAGCUGGCGCUGGAGGUUUCGGAGCCGGCGCUGGAGGUUUCGGACCUGGCGCUGGAGGUUUAGGAGCCGGCGCUGGAGGUUUCGGAGCCGGCGCUGGAGGUUUCGGAGCCGGCGCUGGAGGUUUAGGAGCUGGCGCUGGAGGUUUCGGAGCCGGCGCUGGCGGCUUCGGAGGUGGUGCUGGAGGCUUCGGUGGCAAUGCUGGAGGUUUUGCCGGUGGUGCUGGUGGCUUUGGAGGCGGCCAUCCCCCAGCUCCCUCAACUGGUUAUGGCACACCAUAAACCUGCAUACGCUGCACACAACUGCGGGUUCUUAAUAGGAAGUCAAAGCGAAAACGUUGGCUACUAUAAUUUAUUUAUUAACAUAUUCUUCAUUGGUUAAAUCUAUAUAUACAUAUAAAAGUUGUAUAUGUAUUUAUUCUUCUAAUAAAGAGCUUAUUUUCAA
Penaeus indicus is the source of this 1186-nucleotide messenger RNA. RefSeq lists its product as uncharacterized. Lineage: Eukaryota; Metazoa; Arthropoda; Malacostraca; Decapoda; Penaeidae. Bases 7 to 1023 code for a protein of 338 amino acids. The transcript has 2 exons. The record is from RefSeq and is a predicted model, not a curated record.